CUCUGUAUCUCCAACACUUUCAUUCCCCCUCUUUCUCUCUCUUUCUUUCUCUCUCUCUCUCUCUCUCUUCAUUAUAUCAUUUUAUAGAGAACAACAUGGGUUUAGAAGAAAAUCAAUCACAACAGGCCAAUAAUAACGACAAGGAUAAAACAAAGCAGGAUAGAAAAAACAAUGAUAUCAAUGCAGCCAUCUCAACAGCAGCAGCAAUAGCAGCAAAAUCAAAAGACACUACAGAUACCCUUGAACUUGUUCAAAACAACCAUGGUGACAAUCAUCCUAUACCUUCUCUUUCUCCCGUACCUCACCAUGCUCCACCACAAGAUAGUUCGGAACUACUAUCACCUUGGUGGUCCGAAGAACCUCCCAACGACACAGAACCUGAAGGUAAAGCCGAAGAAGAAUUAACACAUUUCCUAGUCAGAUUUUCUCGCCAGGCUACCAAGAAUGGUGAUGAUUUAUGGAACGAAAGAUGUUACAUAUGGACCAAAGAACCUAGUCGACAAAAGGAAUCUAAUCUUGUCAAUGAAAUCAAGCAAAUAAACAAGGACGGACAAGCUUCUCCAAAAAAGACCUAUCCUAUGAAUUCACAAUGUACCAUGGUUUGUCUCUUUCGUGAAAGUCAAGCACGAAGAAAGAAGAAAUUGGUCGAUAUGAAUCUUUCUUCUAGUUGGAAUCCUUUUUAUGGUAAUUGGCUAGUCGUCUCCAAUACUCGGUCUGGCUUUACUGAACAUCUUCAUGAAACGGAUAUUACUAAAGCAAAUAGUCCUGACUAUUAUACUGUGGAAUUAGGUGAACGUUUUGGUAGAACUGGAGAAGAUGUGGCCAAGUUUAUGAAAAAGACAUUUAGUCCAGUGCAAGAAUUAGGUCGACGUUACAUUGAAUCAUGGAAAGAUGGGACUCAAGUUGGAUUCUUUACAAGGUUUUUGGAAAGUGCCAAACGAGGAGAUGCCUUCUUUUUGUUACGUGAUAGUGCUCGCAGAAUUGUUGAAAAUAUGGCUAAUGACGAAAAGAAAAAGGAUGAUGAUGAUCAUAAACGAUGAUUUUAUUUAUGUAGUAUUAGUUAUUUAUACCAACAAUAAACAUUUGAUGUAUGAU
Messenger RNA from Halteromyces radiatus, 1095 nucleotides. RefSeq lists its product as uncharacterized. Lineage: Eukaryota; Fungi; Mucoromycota; Mucoromycetes; Mucorales; Cunninghamellaceae. The record is from RefSeq and is a predicted model, not a curated record. The transcript has 4 exons. Bases 96 to 1040 code for a protein of 314 amino acids.